Molecule: messenger RNA, 1119 nt
Organism: Brassica rapa (field mustard)
Lineage: Eukaryota; Viridiplantae; Streptophyta; Magnoliopsida; Brassicales; Brassicaceae
Product: putative E3 ubiquitin-protein ligase SINA-like 9
Molecular function (GO): zinc ion binding
Source: RefSeq, a predicted model, not a curated record
GGGCUUCGAGAUGCAGAGCUCUUUGGAUUGACCAACGACGCUUGUCUCUGAGACCUCUCUCUCGAAAAUGGUGAGCGGAGAGUCCGACGACGACCGACCGAUUGUACGCACCAACAGAACAACUUCGCAAAAGAGGCAACGUUCUCCGACCGAACGCACUGCGACGCUGCUGGAUCUGGAUGUUACAGACUGUCCCAUUUGCUUUCAUCCUCUCACCAUCCCCAUCUUCCAGUGUGAUAAUGGCCAUAUAGUAUGCUCUACUUGCUGUGAAAAGUUGAGCCAGAAGUGUGCAACAUGCUCCUUACCCACUCUUUCCCGAAACAGAGCCAUGGAGCGGGUUAUUGAACUACUUAGAGUUCCAUGUCCCAAUGCUGGUUGCUCUGUGGUCGUCUCUUUUUCUGAAACAUCAGCACAUGUGAAUCAUUGUCCUUUCACCCAGCGUACUUGCCCUUUUAGCAGCUGUGACUUUACUUGCUCCUUCAAGGAUUUAUGUAAACACAGCGUUACUGAACACAGCAUUGCGGCACCUAGCGUUGAUGGCGUGUCCUUUUCCUUGAGCAUGUUUAAAUGUGGAACGGUCAUGCGUUUGCUUAUCUCAGUGGCUAAGAGGAUCAUUCUCAAGGAACGGACUACGGAAGGAGAAGGAGAAGGAGAAGUUGUGGUUGUGGAGUGGUUCGACAUGCCAGACGGUCGGAUUUUCUAUGCCUGCUGUAUUGGACCAGGAACAGACAAGUUCUCCUACUGUAUUAGAUUCCGGUGAUUACUUGUCGUUUAAUUCAAACCUCCAAAGAGUCCGUGAAGUGAGCGAUGAACCACCACGUGCGCAUUUUAUGUUGGUUCCUUCAUGUAUGUUGCCUUGCCGCGAGUGUUACAUAUGCAUCAAGCCGAAGACUAACUAGGAUUAUCAAAACGCUACUACUUCAUCACUCAUCAUCAGCCACACUGAUGCUCUUAGGUCUUAACUAAUGUAUGUUUUGUAGAAGCUGAAAAAUUGGCACAACAUGUUUUGUACUUUAAUCGCUAUCUAAUGCGUGAUAAUGAUCUAAAUUUAAGUUGUGUGAUAUUUGUCCUGCAAACGAACUUUAUCUAAUACGAUCAAAAUCGAAAUUUAUCUUCGCA